Molecule: messenger RNA, 3055 nt
Organism: Onthophagus taurus
Lineage: Eukaryota; Metazoa; Arthropoda; Insecta; Coleoptera; Scarabaeidae
Source: RefSeq, a predicted model, not a curated record
UAACGGAUGCUGAGCGAAGUUGACACAAAUACAGAACGAGUCAGAAGCCGAACGUCGCUAUUAUCUCCUGGUGGUGGUAGUUUUAGUGACGGUUUCGCGUGAUUUUUCACCGAAAAACGUUCAGUGCUAUUUUGUACUAGCAACCAUCAAACAAUUCCAUGGGGUAAAACGAUAAAAAAAAAUUGAAGAAAUAAAAACGAAAAGAUAAGAAGUGUGCUGAAAGAUGCAUCAAAGGGCUUUUCUUGGAAGCGGAUGGGCUAGGGGUGGUGUUGCUGGUUCGGGGGUUGUUAGAAGAGCACAUCCCGCUUCCGGAGCUCAAUGGAACGUGCAAGUCGUACGGGGAAAGGUGAACGGGAAAUGUCUGUGGAAUGCGUGCAAAGCUCUUAGUCUUGGAUUGUUACUUAUGGUUUUAGGAGCUGCAAUGGCAACAAUAGGUUAUUAUGCGGAUCAUUUAUCGUUUGCACAAGAAGUACGAGGAAAUCAUACAGUACGAGUGAAAAACGAAUCUCGAGGUUUUCAUUUGAACAAUUUGUCUUAUGCAGGUCCAAUAGUUAUGGGAGUAGGAGGCUUUAUAGUAGUGGCAGCGUGUGUGAUGACAUUCGAAGCAAGAGAUUCUGCCGCCAAAGUGGUUCCUGCCAGAUUUAAAAUGAAUUCAACAACGGCUCCAACAACAGCUGUUACGCCAAGACAUCACAGUUCUUACGGAAAUAGUUACGCAGCUCAUAAUUCCAUCAGACACUCUGGGUCUCAAACGGGAGUUUCGCCCCAUUCGCACGUCGUGUGUCCAGAUAGAAGACUAGUGACACAAUCCUUUUUGCAAUUUUCGAGAGGAUUAGUUUUGGAUUCGUGCCAAAAUAAACCAAAUUCGUUGAGAGCAUCACAGGGUUCGAUUAGUAAAAGCCCUUCGGCGCCGGACUUUUCGCUAUUAGAACAAAACGCUGAAAAAACAUCCCCUUCUACUGCCAGCCAUCGGAUUAUCCACGAGAAACCGUCUCCAAAAGGUACUAGAAGGACUUUUGCAGCAUGUGCAUUGCUUAAUCCGGGUUUACUACACAGACACGCUCUUUCUGUAGACGAAACAGCCGCAUCGUAUAGAUUAAGUCAUGAAUCGUUACAAGGCAGUGGUAGUCAAGGUUCGAUGGCUUUAGAUCUUCACACGGAAUAUCCAGUGACUUUAAGAGUGAAAGAUAGAAGAAGACCACUUAAACGACAACGACGAGUCGACGAAGAAGAGAGACAAAAUGCUCAAGAAUUACCGGAAAGUUUACGAAGAAGUUCGCAUUCGUGUUCGCCCAGAUUACAAUUUCUUCAUCACCGAGACUCAACCACUGGACACGUUUCUGGUGGUUCAGUUUAUCAACUACCCACGCAUUCAAUUCAUUGCCCUUCAUCAUCAUCGAGACGUAGAAGUUCAAACGCUUCCGAUUGCACUCAUCGUGCUCGCACACGGAAAAGGGAUUGUCAUCACAAUGCAAGAGGGAAGCUGGAGAGGGCCAUCAGUUCCGAUUCGAGACUGACAGGAGCGAUUCCAAAAUGUCAUAAUCAUCAUCAUCAUCAUCACGGUCAAAUCUCGAUCGAUCAAGAUGCCACCGUGGGAUCAGAAACUGACAUUCGACCUGUUCGUAUGCUUGAACACAAUUCUUCGGUACAUAGUCAUUAAGUUUCUCGGAGAAAUUGAUAUUAUAUUUGAUUAUUACUAAAAAUGAGAAGAAUUAACGAAAGUUUAUAUAUAUAUUUGAAAGAUGUGCAGGGUGAGUCGUAAAAAUUUAAUAAUAACAUUUUUAAUAUUUCUGUUCUAAUGUAAGUUCAAAAAUAUUGUGUCAGGCAAAAAUCGUAUACAAAAUGUUAUCUUUCUCUAAAAUGUGAAAUUUUUUUGAAACAAACAUUUAAAUUAUCCCAAUUGUGUCAAGCGUAAGAACGUAUUAAUCAGGUGCGGGGAGAGCAGGUUAACAAUUAAAUGUCCAACUUGGCACUUAUCCCUUAAAAAUGACAAGAUGAACAUCAUAUUUGACAUAUCUUUCAGUACAACGCACUUACUCCUUUCUUACAGAUCAUAGGCGGCGGACUAUGACAAAGUGUUAGGAAGUUUGAAAUUACCGGCCAUAACAUAAUUUUAUUAAUUUUCUUUUUUAAUAUUUUGGCAAAUGGGGACCGUUAGGUUAUAUUAUAAUACUCGCUACUCCGCAAUAACCACUUUUUAUUAACUUCAACUCUGGAUAAAAAUGAUAUGUAAAGAAAUAAGUGUUAAUUAUUUCGCAUAUCAAUUUCAAAAAAAACAUUUGAUUAAUGUUGAGAAACGAUUGUAAACAUAUUAAAAGUUGUACCCUUAUGAAAUUUCACUAUAAUUUUAAAAAUGUAAUCUAAAAUUUUUUGAAAUUUGUUUUUUUAUGUAGUUUCAAGCCUAUACUUUCCGUUCCCAAAAAAAUAAAUAGCGCAUAUUUGCGCAUUUUCAAUAAAAUUUCUAAUAUACAGGAUAGUGUCUACGGAUAUUCUCAAGUGAAUACUGAAACUUAGUUUUGAAACUAUCAAUCGUUUACAAUUUUUCAGAAUAACUAUUUUUUAUGAAUUAAUAUUAGUACUAAUUCUAUGAUUAGAUCUAGAACUAGAAGCUUUCGGUCUUUAAAAAAGAGUCACGAUUCAGAUAUCAUGCGUUAAAAUGCCAAACCAGAUGCCAAGAUUUCACAAAAAUUAUUAUCAAGAACACUGCUGCACUUAAAAAUAUUACAAACGACACAAUUCAAAUUAUAGAAUCAAUUAUAUAAUUGGUAUUAUAUGCCUGUGGCAGUGCAUAAAAUUCUUGUGCAUGGCCACUUAAUAAUAAAAUCAUUAAGUAUCCAGAUUGGCCUGCUUUCAGAAGAAGCGCAAGAAAUUCGGCAUAAAAACCUUAGCAGAUAUAUUGAGACUUUUCCAGAAAAAUAUCAAGAAUACACAAUAAUAGAGACAUUUUAAGCAGACUAUUAUAUCUUCAGACCCAAUUAUAACAUCAUUUCAUAGCAAGAAAUCAAAGAAUUGCAACUAAUAUUGAAAUUGUAGAACACAGUGAGGACGAUGAAAA